AUGUCGGCCUCUACGCCGCCGACACGCUCGGAGGUCAGUGCGCCAAAGAGCACGGACGAACAAUGGAGCUGCCAUUGGCCACUGGCUGUGUUGAACGGUGAACCCGGGCCCCUACUCGGUGCAACAGCUACCACUGACUCGCACCUGCCUUGACGCAUUCGUCCCUUUGGCCUGCAGAUGGGAACUGCCUCUUCCGCGCCCUGUCGGACCAAUUGUACGCCUGCUUCGAGCAUCAUUUGCAGCUGCGCCAAAAGGUCAGUCGUCCCUCCGGCGAUGGUGCAUCGUGAGCACUCGAGUCGGACAGCGACGGCCGAGCGAGCUCCGAACUACGGACUGACGAAUGCGGGACCGCAUAUUACCUCACCUGUUUCUGUGCUCUCACGUACGGCAGAUAUGCGACUAUCUUGUGGUGCACGCAGAGCGUUUUCGCCUCUUCGUGGACGAGGAUGAGGGUGGUGGCUUCGAGGGUCACGUGACAAGCAUGCGAUCCGCCGGUGAGCCCCACAUCCCCCCCCCCCUCCCUCCCCCCCCACUCCCCCCAAGCUUCCGCUGACCUUGCACAUCACACAUACCUUGGAUCGUACCAAUAGGUACAUAUGGUACCAACCUCGAGCUUUCCGCUUUUGCGAGUCUUUAUCGGCGACCUGUGAGAGUGUUUCAGCCGGGCCUCGUAUUCGUCAUCUCUUGCGGAGAGCCGGAUGAAAAGCGGGCAAAAGACACCAGUCAUCAGACUUCAGCCGAUCCAACACGCAGCGAUUCGGCUCUUGAUUCUUCGCUCAACCAUUCUCGCAGCGUAGCUCGUCAUUCGGCGGCAUCGGCAGACGACAAAGCAUCAUCGAGCCCUGCCGCGACCCUCCCAAGCUCGCGCAGAACGCGCCACAAGGCCGACACACAAAGCCAACAGGUUCCGGGGCAAUGCAGCAAUGUUUGCUCAAGGUGGGGUUUCCCCCAGCGACGCCCAAUGUCCCAGCCGAUCGAAGCUGUCAAUGUUGCGUGAGUGAAUUCUGUCUCCGUACGCCGGGCGCGGCGUUGCGUUCUGCCUGACUCGCAAGGACACGAGACAGAUACCACAGCUACGAACACUACUCGUCUCCGCGUCCGGUUACCACAAGCCUCGAAUCUCGUUCUUUGAAUGUCCGUUCGUUCUAUAUGUUCAUUUCUCGCACCUUGCUUUCCAUCGAUCUCUGA
Messenger RNA from Microbotryum saponariae, 1188 nucleotides. Lineage: Eukaryota; Fungi; Basidiomycota; Microbotryomycetes; Microbotryales; Microbotryaceae. The record is from the annotation of a GenBank genome assembly.